AUGGUAGAUUUUGAACAUGUCUUAAUUAGAACAAAAGAACCAUUGCCAAACUAUGCUCAGCGUGUAGUUGGAAAUGGAAUCAGAGCCCAGUCUGGAAAUCCUGAAGUCAGAGUCAGAGGAACUGACCCUGUGAUAAAUCAGAUCAUUGAUAAGCUGAGGCAUGUUAUCCAGUUGUUACAGGGUAGAUCACCCAAACCCAACAAAUGGGAGCUUCUUCAGUCAGGCAGUGGUGGAGGCAUUCUUGAGCAAUCUAGUGGAGACUGUGAUGAUGAAGACGGCUGUGGGGGAUCAGGAAGUGGAGAAGUCAAGCGGACUCUAAAGAUCACAAACUGGAUUCCAGACAGCAUGAACUUCAGUGAUGUCAAGCAAGUCCAUGUAGCAGACCGUGGAAGGACUCUGGAUACGACUGCCACGGCACGUGCACCAGGAACUGAGUCUAUGACACUCACUCUGACGGGGAUGCUGAUGUCUCUUCCCUGGCUUUGGUAAUGGAGUUCUUCUGUCAGGACAUACCUUACAGGGGUCUUGAUUUAUUCCUUCUGUCCUUUUGCCUGGGAUAGAAGACCUCUUUUAGAGUGAUGACUGAGUUUGGAGAAAAGUGAAAAGUGUGUUCUGCUAGCUUUUAGAAGCCAACUGGAAUGUCCACUGACGACCUAGAAAUCAAGAUUUUGAUGGACUUUUUCAAAUUGUCUUCCUGGUGUCUAACUUACACCUUCUUAAAUU
Molecule: messenger RNA, 723 nt
Organism: Acomys russatus (golden spiny mouse)
Lineage: Eukaryota; Metazoa; Chordata; Mammalia; Rodentia; Muridae
Gene: Gpc5
Product: glypican 5
Exons: 4
Coding region: 1-489 (162 amino acids)
Biological process (GO): positive regulation of canonical Wnt signaling pathway; regulation of protein localization to membrane; cell migration
Cellular component (GO): extracellular region; cell surface; plasma membrane
Source: RefSeq, a predicted model, not a curated record